This is a messenger RNA of Diachasma alloeum, 2834 nucleotides long. It is a transcript of the gene Atg13, whose product is annotated as autophagy-related protein 13 homolog. The record is from RefSeq and is a predicted model, not a curated record. Bases 1 to 1155 code for a protein of 384 amino acids. Gene Ontology annotation, cellular component: cytosol; extrinsic component of membrane; phagophore assembly site. Lineage: Eukaryota; Metazoa; Arthropoda; Insecta; Hymenoptera; Braconidae. The transcript is spliced from 5 exons. Gene Ontology annotation, biological process: autophagosome assembly; mitophagy; protein localization to phagophore assembly site.
AUGUGGAAGACGGGCCUUAACAUCCUUAAAUUCAAUCUGGCGGUUCCUGAUCUCCCAGAAGUCCUAGCAGAAGCCAAAAGAGUUCUCUGUGGAGAAAUAGUGAAUUCCUCAAUUCCACUCUGCAUUGAAAUCUCCCUGAGGACAGUGGAAGGUGACACAAUGGUCCUAGAGACCUGGAGUCUUGGAGUUUUGCCUGAACAAAGCGACCCCACCAUCAGAGUCACCUACACUGUAUACAAUAGAAUGGGAAUUUUAUUAAAGUCUUUGGUGUCUGUUUCGAGGGUCACACCGGCUUAUAAACUAAGUAGACGACAAGGACCUGAUUCUUACGUUAUUUGCUACAGAAUUUAUAUGGGGGAACCUCAGUUACAUACGUUAGGAGAUAAUUAUAAACACGUUAGAGUAGGCCAAUUAUGUACACCAGUUGGUACGAUACAUUUAUCAGUGUCAUACAGAACCAAAAUGACGAUAUCACCGACUCACACCAGUAGAGACUCCAUUAUGCUCAAGAGUGAUCAUUUUCAUUCAGAUUUAAGUCCUAGGCAUGCUAGAUAUCAACAAAGUGAAGAAAUAUCAAAAUCAUUGAGUGAUACAAUAAAAGUGGGAGCAUUUGUGAUAAAUAAGCAAGUAGUAGUGAACGAAGAGGACCUGGUGAUACCCGAUGUCCCAUUCAGUUCACUCCUGACACCUAGACAAACAUCACCACCACCAGGACCACCAGCCGAGACAGCAAGUGUACCUACUUGUGCCACCACAGCAUCCCCACCUGUUUUAGCUCCUUCUGCCAGCAGCAUCGGUGCAAUAACCUCUGAUAGUCAUAACGGAAAUGAGAAAACUGUCUUUGACAAUGUCACGUCGAAAUGCAACUCCAGGAAUGGAUCCAGACGGAGCAGCUGCUCCAUCACCAGUGCCAAUGACGAUUUCAUUAUGGUAGACUUGAAAACUCCAUUCGCUGGAACAAAUACAAACAGUGAUCUGGGUGCCUUCUACAGGGAAUGCCAGAGUGCCCCUCAGCUGCAGGCAUUCACGGAGGAGCGAACAUUAGGAGAACAAGUUGGAGACUUGACGAAACAGUUGGAGACGUUCGAAACGAAUAUGCAUAAAUACGAGGACAUCCUCACCUCACUGUGUCAAUCUGAAAACAAUAAUCAGUGAGGGGAAGAAUUAGGAAUUAUUAUCACUUUGUCAGACUGAGCUUCUCACUUAUUACGAAGCAAAAAUGAGGUUUUUUAGAUUUAGUGGAAAAUAGGAGAUGAGUCGGGACUUUUGAAUUUCGCAAAUAUCUUGAAGUCUAUGCUGAUAGAAGAUUUUAAUUUUAUUGAGAUGUUUUUUUUUUUUUGAAACAAGUAUUAUUUUGGUGAAAAAAUUUCGAUUCAAUAAGAUUUUAGGGUAAAUAUCAAUCAUUUCUUUUUGAGAUACGUUUCUUUUAUUGAAAUGAAAGAAUACUCACAAUCAAGUGAGAAUGAGAAUGUUCAAUUAUUUUUAACCUAAAAUGAUCAGCCAUCUAGGGAUUUUCAUUUGCAUAGAAGAUGGAUUAAUAAGUCACUCGAAUUUUGUCCCCUCGAAUAAAGAUGAUCUUUGAAUUGCGAUUUUAUAUGUCACAUUAAACAGACUUUGUGUUUUUCCAAUCUUUUAUCAAAUUAUCAUCAUCUAGGGUUUUGGUAUCUAAAAUUGAUGGGAUUUAUUUCUGGUAAGAAAAUACAAAUUAGCUUCGUUUUCUGGGGAAGCUGAAAGAUUCCUUGAAAUAUAAUUUUAAGCAGAAAAAAUGCUUACCAUUGGGUAGAACGAAUUGAAUUGAAUUCUAAAGCAGCUUUGUUUUUCCUCCCAGAAUAUAUCUCGAAAAGACGCAAUUGAUAUUCGCGGUAAAAUCGUAUCGGUUUGAAAAUUAUCAACCGGAUGAUGGUUUCAAAACAAAUUAUCUUGAUGAAUUUUUUUUUUUCUUAGUAUAGUGGGUUUACAUUUUUCUUUAAGGGGUAACGGAAGCCGUCGCAAAAGUGAUUAUAGAAUCAAUUGUGGACUGAGUAGUUUUAACAAUAAAUGUCAGAAGACACUUUUCCUAAAACAUUUGUGGACGUCCGCAUGAAAAGGGACCACUUUGUCGAUAUGGAGUUAUGUAUACUCUGAUAAUAUUUAUAACAUUCUGCACAUUUUGAACCCAAAAUGAUCCUCAUAGGGUGAAAAAUGCCGUCGCCGGAGCAGAUGAAAAAAACACUUUAACAUGAGUGUAAAUGGGAGUUGCUGAGACAAAAACGUGAAUAUCUCGGAAACUAGAAUCGACAAAGUGGUCCCUUUUCAUGUGGACGUCCGCAUUUAAUGAUUUACAAAAAUGGUCUUCUGACAUUUUCUCCUCAACCCACUAAUAUCUGAGAUAUUCGCGUAAUAAAUCAUGAAAUUAAAUUCUCUGUUUCAUCUCUUGUUGGUUCCCACAGAGUUGCUACUUGCUUAAAUCAGCUUUUUUGCACAAACGUUUUGAUAAACUAAACGAAUCCCCGAGAUUUCCCAAUAAAAGAAACCAAAAAGUUGAAACAAUUGGCCUUCGAUUGGAUAUCGAAAAAAUUUAUUUAUUGCAAAGUUGUUUAUAUUUUUUUUUGUUGGAAGAGGGAGUGUUCUGCUUGUUGCCUUUGCGAAAUUGAAUCAAUUAAGAAUAAAUUAAUCGAGAUGUACACACGAGGGAUAAAGUGCUUUGCUACAAAUAUAUAUUUGUAGUUUUCACUGUCAUUGGAUUAAAGAUAAAUUAUUGCCUGUAUAUAAUGUAAAUUACGUUUGUUGUAAUGUUCAUUAUUGAUUGUAAUAGUAAUAUUAUUUUCUUUUUAAAAUCAUACUUAUUAAUUAUA